GCUGGUCUGGAGGCGGGGUUUAACGUGGCCCCGCCCUCUUGUACAUCACGGUCAGAAACUGGCGGGUGAUUUCGAAUCAGUUGUUCACGGAAACCGGGCUGUGCGGGGUUUAUCCUGUGUCUUUCACGCAAAAGAAAAAAAAAAUUGACAAUGGACUGUUUAAACGUACCGAGGAUUAUGCCAAAUUCUCCAAGAAAAACACGGGGACAGAUUCAGGUUAUUUUUGGACCAAUGUUCUCAGGGAAAAGUACCGAGCUGAUGAGGAGAGUGCGGCGCUUUCAGAUUGCCCAAUACAACUGCUUACUGAUCAAAUAUGCCAAAGACAUGCGUUACUCCGACACGGGCAUGGCCACACAUGACAAAAAUACAAUGGAGGCCGUGCCAGCUAACUGCCUGCGAGAUGUCUGGUCUCGUGCACUAGAGGCCUGCGUCAUCGGCAUUGAUGAAGGCCAAUUUUUCCCAGACACUGUUGAAUUCUGUGAGGCCAUGGCAAACAUGGGGAAGACGAUUAUUGUCGCAGCACUCGAUGGCACGUUUCAGAGGAAGCCCUUUGGCAGCAUACUGAACCUGGUCCCUUUGGCUGAGAGUGUGGUGAAGCUGAAUGCAGUCUGUAUGCAGUGCUUUAAAGAGGCGUCCUAUACUAAGAGACUUGGAGCAGAGCAAGAAGUGGAGGUGAUUGGAGGAGCUGAUAAAUACCAAGCAGUGUGCAGGGUGUGUUAUGGAGGCCUGGUGGCGAAUAAAGAGAACUGUGCUCCCCAGAGGGAUGAGACACCCCCUCACAUUCUGAAGGGGAAGCAGGUGGACUACUGUGCGUCACGCAAGCUUUUCGCUUCCCUUCAUUUAUGAACACGUUCUGUACACUAGAGUAUUAACUAAUUUAAACAGUGAACCAGUUGCUGCAACAGCCACAAUACCUUGUAAAUUGAGCACUCACUGCAAAAUUCUAAGAUAUAGGAGUGUGUGAGAUAUAGUGCUGAGUGCUAUAGAGGAAUUAUAUAUUAAUUUUAAAAUGUUUGUCUGUCUGUCACUUUAUAUUCUGUAACUGUGUGUUUUAAUAAAAUGUCAAUUUGGAUUUGACACUAAA
This is a messenger RNA of Pangasianodon hypophthalmus (striped catfish), 1084 nucleotides long. RefSeq names its product thymidine kinase 1, soluble (gene tk1). Bases 151 to 846 code for a protein of 231 amino acids. Gene Ontology annotation, molecular function: ATP binding; thymidine kinase activity. The record is from RefSeq and is a predicted model, not a curated record. Gene Ontology annotation, biological process: thymidine metabolic process. The transcript has 7 exons. Lineage: Eukaryota; Metazoa; Chordata; Actinopteri; Siluriformes; Pangasiidae.